ACAAUCUCCAUUAAAUUUAUUUUCAAACCUCUUGCAGACGCGCACUCCUCAACGAGCUGCCACCGCUUUACCCGACGGGUUUGUCGCGCCCGUCAUUCGACUUAGGUCGCUGCUCUAUUCCACUGUCUCGACACGACUCCCAUAAUAUAUCCCUCGCCAUGUAUUCGAAUCCGAACUCGUUCCUAGGCGGCAACAGCCUACGCCCCGGCCCGCAACAAUAUGGCGGCGGCUCCUUCGGCGCGGCAGGCGGCCAGCAGCAGCCACAGCAGUCACAGCAACAAGCAGGCCAGUUCGCUCCCCAGCCCACUGGCUAUGGACAGGUUCCGCUCCAGCAGCAGUAUACCGGCUACCCCGGAAUACAGCCGCAGCAGGGCGCCGGGCAGCUCCAGCCUCAGUUCACUGGCUACGUGCCGGCACAGCAGGGGAACUUCCAGUCCGCGGUGCCGCCAAUGCCGGCGAUUCCCUCUCAGUUUCAGCAACAGGCGGGCGCGUUUGCAUCUGCGCAGCCGCAACCUCAACAGUCUGCCCAGACUUUGGCGCCCCCUCCUACACCCGUCAAACCGCAGCCUACUGGAUUUACCGAAAUGGCGGCCUCGUUCCAGACGGGCGGCUCGGCAAAGCCCAAGGGGCGCAGGGCUGAGAAGCAAGCGAUCAAGAUUCCAAACAUCCGUCUUUCGUUCAUCACGGCGCAAGACCAAGCCAAAUUCGAGACGUUGUUCAAGUCAGCCGUCGGUGAUGGUCAAACCACCAUGUCUGGAGACAAGGCGAGAGAUCUUUUGUUGCGCUCGAGGCUCGACGGAGAUUCGCUCUCCCAAAUCUGGACCUUGGCCGAUACUACAAGAUCAGGCCAGCUGCAUUUCCCCGAGUUUGCCCUGGCCAUGUACCUUUGCAAUUUGAAGCUUACUGGGAAGACCGUCCCUUCCAACCUUCCUGAAAACAUCAAGAACGAGGUGUCCAGUAUGGUGGACAUCAUCAACUUCAGCAUAGUUGAGGAAGCUGGCGGCAGCUCCACUCCCAACAGCAACGCCCCUGAUUUUGCCCCUAUGCAAAGCACGGCCACUCCUCCCGCUAUCCAGCAUCCUCAACCACAGGCGUCCAACUCGCAGAUCCUUCAGGCACAGAUGACGGGCUUCCCCGGUCAGCAGACUGGAUAUAUGGGCCAGAACCAGGGCCUUCAGGCGCAACAGACAGGAUUCCUGCAAGCCACUGGGUAUACCGGUCCUCGCCCUCCUAUGCUGCCAAUGCCGACCGGGUUUGGAUCGACCUUGGGGCCUAAUGCUGGCCCCGGAGGAUUGGUAGCUCCGCUGAACGCUCAGCCAACGGGAAGACCUGGCCAGUGGGGUCUUGUUAACACUCCAUCGACUGGACUUCCGAAUAUUGAUGCUCUUCAGGCACGCAUGAUGCCCCAGCAAGGCCGCGAGCAGCAAAGCUAUACCACUGCCGGAUUGCAGGGCAAUGCAGUUAUUCCUUGGGCAAUCACCAAGGACGAGAAGACGAGAUAUGACUCUCUGUUCAGAGCGUGGGACGGCCUAAACAAGGGAUACAUCGCCGGUGCUCAGGCCAUCGAGAUCUUUGGCCAAAGUGGUUUGGACGAAGGUGAACUUAUGAGAGUCUGGACUCUCGCUGAUAACGGAAAUAAGGGUCGCUUGGAUCUGGACGAGUUUGCCGUUGCAAUGCAUUUGAUCUACCGGAAGCUUAACGGGUACCCCAUCCCGAAUCAGCUUCCUGCCGAACUAGUACCUCCGUCAAGCAGGAACCUGAACGAGUCUCUUGGCACAAUCAAGAACAUGUUGAACCAAGAGUCGGAUUUUCGGAAGAACUCCGGUGCGGCUUUGUUACCCCAAAAGACUGGUGUCAGCUACCUGAAAAGCCACUCGUUCAGGGGCAGUGGUGGAGCCUUCGGCGGUAACCGCAAGGAUGCUACUGUCUUCAAGAACAACGACGACGAAGUGGGCUAUCGGUCGAGCGCGCGCCGCAGGCUUGGCAAUGGAUCACCGCGCCCUGAAUCUCCAUCGUCUGUCACUUCAAAUGAUGAAAUGACCUUGGAUCAGCUCCGGAAAAAGAUCAAGGAGAAGCAGAUUCUGCUAGAUGCCAUGGACUUCAAAGACGAGAAGUAUGCCGAAGAGGACGAUAUUCUUGACCGGCGCGAUCGCCGUGAAGCUGAGGAACUCUACCGCCGUGUUAGAAGGAUUCAAGAGGAUAUCAAUAAUCACCCCGACGCAUCCUCAAUCGGCGGGGACUCUGACGCCGAGAGAAGAGCGCUGAAGCGGCAGCUUCAGAAUUUGACAGACAAGAUCCCCGAACUCGCAUCUCAGGUUAGAAAGACUGAAAAAGCUAUUGCUGAGGCAAGAAUGGAGCUCUUCCGCCUGAAAGAUGCCAAGGCUCAUCCAAGCAGUGCUGCUACAAUCAUCGGCACUGGCCCCGGCGGCACGGUCACCGAGUCUGACAGACUCAAGGCCCGGGCUAAAGCCAUGAUGCAACAGCGGACCGCUGCUUUAACUGGCCGAAAAGUUGAUGUUGGCAGCGGCGAGGAUCUGGAUGCCCCCAAGAGGCUCGAAGAAGAGAGCAUCAAAACCAGAACCGAGAAGGAAAACAACGAGCGUAUGGUACGCGAUGUGGAAGACAGUGUUCGGGAAUUUGCAAGGGGCGUUGAAGACAAUCUAAAGGAAGGUGGCCAGGAUUCAACAACAGAACACGAGAGACGCCGCUGGGAAGAUGGCCUUGGAGUCGAGGACGAAAUUAGGGAUUUUAUAUAUGAUUUGCAGCGCGAGAGCCGAGCUGCUCGUGUCCGAAUCCAGGAUCGCCAGGGAGGUCGCAGGGCUGCGCAAGAGCCUGUUAGAGCAGAGGCGCCUCCAUCUGCUCGCUUCGACACCCCUCCCGAGACGUCUCGUACGUCUACCCCAAGCGCUGCCCCAGCCGCUGCUAGUGGCUCAUACGCCUCGUACAAGACACCCGAGGAGCGAGCUGCGUUUAUCAAGCAACAGGCAGAGCAACGGAUGGCUGAGAGACUGGCCGCAUUGGGCAUCAAAGCUCCCAGUAAGCCCGGCGAGACUACGGCUCAGAGGAUGGAGCGUGAACGAGCCGAGAGGGCGGCAAAACUACGCCAGGCAGAGGAAGAAGACGCUCGGCGGGAAACUGAGAGACAAGCCAGGCUUGCUGAAGAGCAUGGAACGCCGACAACAGCGGUCCAGUCUCCCAAGGGCGAGGCCAAGAGGCCUCCUCCGCCUCCGAGCAGAAAAACCGCGAAGGCCGAUGACAGACGACAGGAGGAGGAGGCUGCUGCUGUUGCUGCUGCGAGGAAGGCAGACGAGGAGCGACAACAGCAGGAGCGCGAGGCACAGCAACAUGCUUCUCAGCAAUUUGAGUACGUGUGUCCUUCCCCCCCCCAGUCGGGUCGUAUCUAACUAGGUUUCGCAGGGCAAGCGCGAGAGCUCAAGAAGAGGCGCUCGCAACCGAACGUGAAGCAGCCGAUGCCAGCCUGAAGGCGCUCGAAGAAAGAGUCCGGCAAAGCAAGCUGAAGAAAGAAGAAGAGAAGCGGAAGAAGAAAGCUGCGCAGGCCGAGGCAAAAGAAAAGGAAGCCAAAUUGGCGCAGCG
Molecule: messenger RNA, 3594 nt
Organism: Lasiosphaeria miniovina
Lineage: Eukaryota; Fungi; Ascomycota; Sordariomycetes; Sordariales; Lasiosphaeriaceae
Exons: 2
Coding region: 159-3404 (1081 amino acids)
Biological process (GO): endosomal transport; endocytosis; actin cortical patch assembly
Cellular component (GO): plasma membrane; cytoplasm; actin cortical patch
Molecular function (GO): calcium ion binding; protein binding
Source: RefSeq, a predicted model, not a curated record